Molecule: messenger RNA, 3645 nt
Organism: Euleptes europaea (tarantolino)
Lineage: Eukaryota; Metazoa; Chordata; Lepidosauria; Squamata; Sphaerodactylidae
Gene: ZNF654
Product: zinc finger protein 654
Exons: 9
Coding region: 67-3345 (1092 amino acids)
Biological process (GO): regulation of transcription by RNA polymerase II
Cellular component (GO): nucleus
Molecular function (GO): DNA-binding transcription factor activity, RNA polymerase II-specific; DNA binding
Source: RefSeq, a predicted model, not a curated record
UGAGUCGGGCGGGGGGCGGGGGGAGAGAGAGCCGGAGCUCGGUACGCGCAGGGCGGCCGGAGCAGCAUGGCGGAAGACGACAGCGACCAGGAGUCGGAGCGGCUCGGCGAGGAACUCGAGGCCAUAGGUGGGCCGCGCCUUCCCCCCGGCCUGUCCCCCGCGCUGGGCAGCCGGUAUUACUGCUACCGCUUCUGCCAGGUUGUUGAAGACUAUGCUGGAAGAUGGCAAGUUCCUUUACCGCAGCUUCAAGUGCUUCAGACAGCACUCUGUUGUUUCACAUCUGCAUGUGUCUCAUUCCCACCUGAAUGUGAACACGUACAGUAUGUGUUGAGUAGCCUAGCCUUGAGUUUUUUUGAGUUGCUGCUAUUCUUUGGAAAGGAUGAGUUCUAUGAAGAUCCUUUAAAAGACAUUCUGGGAUCAAUUCAGGAAUGUCAGAACCUCUUAAAUAGAUAUGGAAAUGUUAACUUGGAGUUGGUGACUCGAAUUAUCAGAGAUGGAGGACCUUGGGAAGAUCCAGUUUUACAAGCUAUUCUUAAAGGAAAGCCGGUUUCUCAGGAGCUAGUUAUCAAAUACUUAAGUUCUGAAAAUCCACUCUUCUUUGAAUUGCGUGCCAGAUACCUUAUCGCCUGCGAACGCAUCCCAGAGGCAAUGUCUCUCAUCAAAUCUUGCAUGAGUCAUCCAGAAAUUAGCAAAGACCUAUAUUUCCAUCAAGCAUUUUUCAUGUGUCUUUCUAUGUCAUCACUGGAAGAUCAGCUAUUCCAAGAGCAGUUGCUAAAAACCGACUGUAUGGAUGGUGUUGAAAUCAUCUGCAACAUUGCAAAAGAAGGGAAGACCGCCUUAGCCUUGUGUCUUUGUGAGUCAUUCCUUAUUCCACAUCUCGAAAAAGGAGAUAUGUAUUGCAUCUGGGAGCUGAUCUUUAUUUGGAGCAAACUACAACUUAAAUCUAAUCCAUCGAAACAAGCAUUUGUAGAUCAGUGCUACCAUCUUCUAAGAAUAGCUACAAAUAUAAGAGUUAUUUUCCCUUUCAUGAAAGUUAUUAAAGAUGAAGUUGGAAAGGAUGGUUUGCAGAUUUGCGUUGAGAUAUGUGGAAGUGCUCUCCAGCUGGAUCUCCGUGAUGAUCCAAAAGUGAAGUGUUUAAUAUACAAAACUAUUGCUCACUUUUUGCCAAAUGAUCUGGAGAUCGUCAGAAUAUGUGCUCUUUCCAUUUUUUUUCUUGAGUGCAGCUUGGAAUCCUAUCAUACUGUUGAACAUCUAUAUAAAUGUGCAGAUGAAGAAUACAAUGAACAAAUCAGUUCUGUUCAGAAUCGUGUGCGUUUUGAGUUGCUUCCAAUUUUGAAAAAGGGUUUAUUUUUUGAUCCUGAGUUCUGGAAUUUCUUGAUGAUCAAGCAGAACUGUUUAGCAUUACUAAGGGACAAAGCCUCAAUUAACUCAAAUGAAAGUACACUGGGACAUUCUUCUGCUAGUACACAGAAGUUGCCACGUCGAACGUUACGUAGUGAUCAUUCUUGUCUAGCAGAUGUAAGCAAUGGAGAACUAGGCCGUGAAGACCCUUCUGGAGCACAGUCCAUAUGUCAUGGUAAUUCCAGAAAGAACCACGUAGAUCUUGGAACACCCAAAAUAGAUCACAAUGUACCUAGGCACCGCUGUGUGCUAUGCAACAGGGAAUUUCUUGGAGGUCAUAUUGUGAGGCAUGCACAGGCUCACCAGAAAAAGGGCAGUUUUUCAUGUGUAAUGUGCCGUCGAAAAUUCAGGCAAAAAGGAGUAAUGCUUAAGCACUUAAAGAAUCACAUCAAGAAGAUGACAAAGCAUCAGCUUGCUUUAACGGGUCAUGAUCAAAAAUCCUCUGAUGUAAAUGAAGUAAACUGCUCUAGUGGAGAUGUUCCUCUUGAAAAUGGGAACCUGGAGAACUCUAAAGAUAACAAAAUGGAGGUUAUCAUUCCAAGUACUGAUCAGGAGACACAGAAUGCUGAAUUCCCUCUGGCAGUGACUGCAAAUCAUGUUAGCAACCAGGAUACCAUUAUUGAAAAUGGUAGUUGUGACAGCUGUUCAAAUAACACUCCUGAGCCAGAAACUACAGAAGGAUUGCCAGAAAGUGAUGGCAGCUUGAGUAAAGAGUUCCCCAUACUUCAUAGAAUAAAUGGUGUAGUAUGCACUCAAAAUGACCUGAACAUUAUGGACCAAGCAGGCAACUUCAAGUGUCCUGCAAGUGGCUGCACUAGAGUCUUUAAACAGAUUAGGUUUCUGAAUAAGCAUGCACGGAAAGCUCAUCCCACUGAUCUGAAUGUGCAAGAGCAUAUAAUGAAGUCAAAUAAAGGAAAAUGUCGGUUUUGUCAGAGAAAAUUUUUAGAUUGCCAACAUUUUAUUGAUCAUCUAAAGCAACAUGUAUAUCCGAAUGUACACUUUUGUUUACAUUUUAAUUGUAAUCAGAGAUUUAAGCUGUCCACUGAGCUUGCAGAGCAUAUGAAAAGUCACAGUGAGUUUAAAGCUCAGUGCAAUUUUGCAGAGUGCUGUGAGCUUUUUGAGGACCUUUCAUUGCUGUUUGAGCAUGAAGCUCGACAUUAUUCAAACAAAACUGAUCAGCCUGAAGAGGUCAAUGAAAAUAAUUCUUCAGUUAUUGUUUUGGAAUCCCAGAGCAGCAUCCAAGAAAAAGCAAAGAACAGUAAUGAAAAAGAGGCUGCAAUAGACUUGCCCAUUCCAACUUGGAAAGCAAGGAAAGAUUCUACAGAACCAAAGACUUAUAUCCAGAGCGAGAAAAAAAUAAAUAGUCUAAUACAGAAUGGGAAUGAAAAUGCGUGUGAUGAUCCUGCUACAGUUGUAAACUUGAUAGACCAAAAGAUACCUGUGAUAGAGCCAAAUUCUGAGAACUGUGACGUUAGCAACCAGUUAGUCAAUGGGCAUAGUGAACUGGAACACGCUUCUUCAGACAGUGUUUUGGAAAAAGUUACUGACAACACAAGGACAGAAAAUGGGUCCACUCUGCCAGUUUUACACAUCUGUAAUGAUAUACUACAAAAUAGUAUUGCUACAGUCUCUCAGUCACCUUCCAAACCAAAUCAGAUAACGGAAAACACUUCAUAUGGAUUAAUUUUAACAAAACCAUACAUUAGACCAUUGCCUCCAAGUUACCUUGAUGAACGGUACAUUAGCAUGCCAAAACGUAGAAAAACUUUGACAGACAAAGUAGACACUUAUUUAGAGCAAGAUAAAAUUUGUAGCAAGUCAGAGAGAUUAAGAUGCAGCAAAUGCUUGACCACCUACUGUAAUUCGGAAGCACUUCAGCUUCACCUAGCACAAAAGAAGUGUCAGACGCUCUUUGGAUUCGAUUCAGAUGAUGAAAGUGCCUGAUCUAAUUUUGUGAGGUCUUCUCAGUUUGAGGAGUGCUGUGGUGGAACACUACAAUAUUUUGCAUCAGUUUGCUUUUUUCUUCUUGGCCUUAAUUAUAAAGAAGUCUGAAGUCACUAAAGAAAAUCAUGACCUUGCUCAGUCAAAGCACACUUGAGUCAGAACUAAGUUGUAGUAGGAUCUGUGCAGAAUUCGAGUCCAGAAAAAACUGUUAUAAAGCCCCAAAGUACCAGUUAUCCAGAAGCCACAAGUACCAUAUGAAGCCCAGUGUAACAUCAUGGUGCAGCGGUAAACUGUAUGGUU